Messenger RNA from Pleurotus ostreatus (oyster mushroom), 1437 nucleotides. RefSeq lists its product as uncharacterized. The record is from RefSeq and is a predicted model, not a curated record. The coding region runs from base 1 to 1437 and encodes 478 amino acids. Lineage: Eukaryota; Fungi; Basidiomycota; Agaricomycetes; Agaricales; Pleurotaceae. The transcript has 16 exons.
AUGUCCAGCUUGCUCUUUGCCCAGGAUCGUGGUACCAGCAGCACCAACUCCGGGAGCUCGAGUCCCCGAAGGUCGCCUCGGAAGACACCCACGGAGCCCGUUCCGUUGUCUUUACGCGAAAGCAUCAAGAAAAGAAUCAUUGUAUGCUGCGACGGCACCUGGCAGGAUGGCAUAAAGGGAGACACCCCGGCCAAGUACACUAAUGUCUUGCGACUCGCGAGGACUAUAAGCCACGAGGAUCAGAGAUUCACUCCGGCCAUACCGCAAAUCGUCUAUUACCAAUCCGGCGUUGGGACAGACAGCAACUUGUACUCGGAAUACAUCGAGGGUGCUACCGGGUCAUCUCUAGCGGACAAAGUAGAAGAAGCUUAUGCAUUCAUUGCGCAUAAUUAUGUGCCUGGCGAUGAAAUCUUUCUCUUUGGGUUCUCAAGAGGUGCAUAUACAGCACGUAUGGUCGCCAUGUUCAUCGGUGAAAUCGGCGUUCUCGACCGCACGGAGAUGGAGCACUUCGCGGGUAUUUUCAUUGCCUAUCAGAGGAUGGGAAAAACAUCGGACCCUAAAGAAAUCGAGCAACUCAAAGCGAAGCUAGCCCCUUGGACCCAUCACGAUUCACCUGGUAAAACACGAGCGGACUUUGACUCGGACUCGUUUUCCGUGAAGUGUAUCGGUGUAUUUGAUACAGUAGGAUCGCUCGGUCUUCCAGAAGAAAUAUCCCUCAAGAACAAACGUGCAAGAAAUUUGUUCGGCUUCCCAGAUCGACUUCUUGGGGAGCAUGUUUAUCGCGCAUAUCAAGCUUUGGCUCUCAAUGAACCUAGAGCUGACUUCGAUUGUGCGCGAUUCGAGCAGAAGCCUGAUGCCCUUGCAAAAGGCCAGCUCUUGAAACAGUGCUGGUUCACUGGCUCCCACUCGGACAUUGGCGGAGGUUACGAUGAACAUGACCUGUCAGAUAUCACCCUCACCUGGAUGGCGUCACAAAUCGAGGAUAUGCUAGCCUUGGAUAUGCGAUACUUAGCAUCUCGUCCCAACCCUACCGCUGCCUGGGGGAAGCAGCCGCCUCAUGAUCCCAUGACGGGGGUUUUCGUGCUAGCCCACACAAUCAAGCGCCGACUUCCGACUGCAACCGAUAGCAUAACCCAUGAAUAUAUCCACCCCUCCGUCUUAGAGCAAUCGUCGUUAUACCCCAGCGUCAAGGACGUCGUGACCAAGCACCCGGAGCUUAUCUGCGAACUGACCCCUCUGGAGAAGGAAAUGAAGCUUAACUGGCCCUACAAGGAGACAUUGGUAAAGACGACGACUGAAGUUGACAGUCAGGUUACAAUGAAUGGAGUGACCACAACGACGUCCUUGUUGGUCGAGAAGACGGCUCUGUUGAACGGUUACGGGAAGGACUUGCUGGAUAAAAUGGCAGCUGACUUGAAAUCCAAGGCUGAGGCAUGA